Messenger RNA from Macrosiphum euphorbiae (potato aphid), 1470 nucleotides. The record is from the annotation of a GenBank genome assembly. NCBI's taxonomy places the organism in Eukaryota, Metazoa, Arthropoda, Insecta, Hemiptera, Aphididae.
AUGAGCAGGAUUCGGCCGCGGAGACGUCACAAAGUAUUCGCGUCGCAAAUCGCCGGUGGAACACGGUCACGGCCGCAUCACCGUCGUCAUCGUAGUCGUCGUCGUCGUCCCGAGGAGUCCCGAGGAGUCGCAAGCACCGUCAGCCGGCUCCAGAUGAAAGCCGCAACGAUCCUGGCCGCCCUGGCCUGCCUACUCGAGGUCUCACAUGCAUUCCCGUUCAAUUUCAACAAGAGGAAUUUAGAUUCCCUAGCGAGAACCGGACAGUUACCAGAAUACAAACGAUCACUUGCUUCGUUGGCCAAGAGUGGACAAUUACCCGAAAAAUUGGUUCAAGAGAAACGAAUGUUGGACGUUUUAGAACAAGCAAGUGAUGAAAACUCAAGAGCCAUCCAAGACCAAAAGAAUCGGGUAAUAGAGGAGAUAAAAAAAUUGGCACUAACUGGGUUAUCAAAAAGACAAGCAGCCACCGAGCCUGAUUUCCGAGACGAGUUUAAAUCAGAUUUGAGAAGCAUAUUGGACCAAUUUUUGGAAAAGUUUGGAACGACAUAUGAUCCAGAAAAGGUUGAACUGUUUUUGACCAACAUGGCCGACGAAGUUUUUGAAAAUCAUGGUGUAGUUUCAUUAGACCACAUCCGAUUCUUGAUCGAAACUGGGUACUUUCAACCGGAAAUGCGAGAGGUAGACGAUGUAAAACCAGCUGAUGGAGAUUCGUCACCAGACGACUAUAUCGCCAAACGUUUCAUGGCCUCUCUAGCCCGGACUGAUAACAUGCCGUUUUGGUACAACAGCCCUAGGUAUGUCGCCAAGCGGUACAUUUCUUCAUUGCUGAGACAAGGGAGACUGCCUUACGGAUUCCAACCCACCACAGAGUCGUCGACGAAAAACCAAGACUGGAAUUUACAAGAUGGCCAAAAACCCAAGAGGAGCGACCGUCCGUAUCAAAAUAGCGAAGAGUUUAUACCCGUGAUGCAAGGUAGCAAAACUUUGCAGAGCAUUAUCGACGACUUGACACAAGAACCUAUGCAGAAAAGAUACUUGGGUGCGUUAUCACGCAGCGGUUGGAUGCCCAGAGGAUUCGCUUCGACGUCGUCCCGGUCACCAGCCUCUUAUCAUUCGUUCGGCAGCACCGGCCAGAGCGGCUACGACAAGAGGCAUUUGGCCGCGCUUGCUCGACUCGGCUGGCUGCCGUCGUUUAGAAACCCUCAUUCGUUUUACAUGCGUAACGGCAGAGGGUCGUCGUUCCAGUGCGAUAUAAACAAGAGGACCUCCACCACAGUCUCCGACGGGAACGUCGCGAAUACUGAGCGGCCGUUUGAAGAACUCGGGUGGGAACACCAGCAGCCGUCGGCGGCAACAGAACAGGCGCAAACAGACGGCGGGAUGAAGACCAAGAGGUAUCUGCUACUGCCGGCCGUGGACAACAUAUUGUUGCGCAGGCAGUACCCUCAUUUAGCGACAAAUAAAAUUUAA